Molecule: messenger RNA, 963 nt
Organism: Fusarium pseudograminearum CS3096
Lineage: Eukaryota; Fungi; Ascomycota; Sordariomycetes; Hypocreales; Nectriaceae
Exons: 1
Coding region: 1-963 (320 amino acids)
Biological process (GO): D-ribose metabolic process
Molecular function (GO): ribokinase activity
Source: RefSeq, a predicted model, not a curated record
AUGGCUUCCCACGCUAGCGCUCCGCAGAUUACGGUCCUGGGUUCUCUCAAUAUGGAUCUCGUCUCCUACGUCCCACACCAUCCCCUACCCGGUGAAACACUCACUUCAUCCCAUUUCAACACUUCGCCCGGCGGCAAAGGCGCCAACCAGGCUGUAGCAUGCGGCAAGCUGUCUCGGGAUUCUGACCUGGCCAACCCUUCGGCCAACGUCUCCAUGGUGGGUGCCGUUGGCGCCGAUCCAUAUGGCACCCUCCUGCUUGAUAGUCUUCGCUCUUUUGGCGUUUCCGUUGACUCUGUUACUGCUCGUCAGGACCAGAAGUCUGGAAUUGCCAUCAUUAUUGUUGAUGAGCCUUCGGGCCAGAACCGUAUUAUUGUGUCUCCUGAGGCCAACCACUCGCUUCGGCCCGCCGAUUUCGAGACUCUUCCAGGCCCUCGCCCUGACCUUCUUAUCAUGCAGCUCGAAAUCCCUUUCGAUACUGUCAUGCAGGCCUUGAAGGUUGCUAAGAGGGCUGGGGUUCCCGUGCUUCUCAAUCCAGCUCCCGCUCAGACCCUACCCAUGGAUGCUUAUGACGGGCUCGCCCACCUUGUUGUCAACGAGACUGAAGCGGCGAUCCUUGCAGAGUGUAAUGAAUCUGAACUUGACACUCCUGCUGGUUUGGACCGUGUUGGUCGAGUUUUCAUUGACCGUGGAGUCCACAAUGUCAUCAUCACUCUAGGAGGUCGCGGUGUCUACUUCGUCAACAAGCAAGGCCAGAGUGCAUUGCUUCCUGCUACAAAGACAACCGUAGUGGACACCACAGCCGCCGGGGACACCUUUGUUGGUUCUUACUCUUUGGCUGCUGUCGCCGCUAGGGGCGGCCAGUUUGACAUCGAAGCCGCCGUCACGGCGGCUAAUCGAGCAGCUGCCUUGACUGUUGCGCGCAAGGGCGCUCAAAUCUCUAUUCCAUGGAAGGAUGAACUAUAG